Messenger RNA from Lates calcarifer (barramundi perch), 3958 nucleotides. Its product is annotated as L-amino-acid oxidase. The record is from RefSeq and is a predicted model, not a curated record. The transcript is spliced from 8 exons. NCBI's taxonomy places the organism in Eukaryota, Metazoa, Chordata, Actinopteri, Centropomidae. The coding region runs from base 130 to 1707 and encodes 525 amino acids. Gene Ontology annotation, biological process: amino acid catabolic process. Gene Ontology annotation, molecular function: L-amino-acid oxidase activity; polyamine oxidase activity.
AGGAAAAAAAAACAUUGAACGACCGUACUGUAUAUAAGAGGCUACAGUUUCACGUCAGGUCACUGUAACAUCAGAUUCAGACGUUUAAACUCCUCAAAAGACAAAAAGAGGACAAGCUUCCAAACUGAGAUGGACCCACGAGUCAUGAAGUGGAAAUUAUUUGCUGUCAGUGUGCUGCUGCUCACACUGUACCACAGCCACGCUGCUGCUUUCAGCCUGAAGGAGGAUCUGGCUCAUUGCCUGGAGGACAAAGACUACAAGGUGUUGCUGGAGACUGUGCAGACUGGCCUCCCACCCAUUAACAAGUCCUAUCAUGUUGUUAUUGUCGGAGCUGGCAUGGCUGGACUCACAGCUGCAAAGUUACUGCAAGAUGCAGGACACAAGGUAACCAUAGUAGAGGCAAGUGGGCGCGUGGGAGGACGAGUGGAGACCUACAGGAAUAAAAAAGAUGGCUGGUACGCUGAACUGGGAGCAAUGAGGAUCCCAGAGACUCACGAAAUUGUCCGCUGGUUUAUUCAUAAACUGGGGCUCAAGCUGAAUGAAUUCAAGAUGUAUGACCCCAACACCUUUUACCUGAUCCAUGGUCUGCUGAAACGGACGUACGCAGUGGAAGCAAACCCUGAUAUCCUGGGAUAUAAUGUGACGAAAAGCGAGAGGAAGAAGUUGGCCAGCAAGUUGUUUCAGCAGGCUUUGAAGAAGGUGGAAGAUGAAGUGAAGGCACACGGCUGCAAAGCUGCACUUAAGAAAUAUGACCACUAUUCUGUUAAGGAAUAUCUGAAAACAGAAGGUGGUUUGAGUCCAGAAGCUGUGACGAUGAUUGGAGACUUGCUCAAUGAACAAAGCCUCAUGCACCUGGCUCUAACUGAGAUGAUCUACAUCAACAGCGACGUCAGCGACGAAACAAAGUACGAUGAAAUAACUGGUGGGUCGGAUCUUCUCCCCAAAGCUUUUCUUAGUGUACUUGAUGGGCCGAUCCUUCUCAACUCAAAGGUCAAAUGCAUCGUCCGGACAGAUAAGGGUGUUAGUGUAUGGUAUGAGACAGACCAACAGUCCGCUUUAACGGAGCUUGUGGCCGAUGUCGUCCUCGUAACAACCACAGCCAAAGCAGCACUCUUCAUAGACUUUGAUCCACCUCUCUCCACCAGAAAGAUGGAGGUCCUGAGGGGGGUGCAUUAUGAAAGCUCCACUAAAAUCAUCCUCACCUUCAAGAGGAAGUUCUGGGAGGACGACGGCAUCCAUGGAGGAAAGAGCAUCACCGACAGGCCUUCGCGUUUCAUCUACUACCCCAGCCACAGUUUCCCAGAAAAUAGCACCAUCGGUGUCCUCCUGGCUUCCUACACCUGGUCCGACGACUCCCUCCUCUUCCAAGGAGCGAGUGAUGAAGACCUGAAGGAGCUGGCUCUGAGAGAUUUGACCAAGAUCCAUGGCGAACAUGUCAGGGCUCUCUGCACAGGAGUGGUGGUGAAGAGGUGGAGCUCAGAUCCCUACAGUUUGGGCGCCUUCGCUCUCUUUACUCCCUACCAACAUUUAGAGUACGCCAAGGAGCUCUUCAGACAUGAGGGCAGGGUGCACUUUGCUGGUGAACACACAGCCUUCCCUCACGCCUGGAUCGAGACAUCAAUGAAAUCAGCCAUCAGGGCCGCGACAAACAUUAACAAAGCGGCUCACAAAGAAUCAGCCAGAGCUCAACACCGAGACGAGCUCUAGGGUAUUAAAUCUGCUUUGAAGGGAAAUCAGUAUUAUCUCAUUAGAAGAUCAUGCGCAAAAAUGUACAUGGAAGUGUAAUGCUUCUUGAUUGCAUUUUCUUAAGGCUGCACCCAACAAUUAUUUUUAUUUUUGAUUAAUUUAUAGAUAAUUUUCUCAAUUUAUUGUUGUUCAGCCAAUCAAAUGUCAAGUAGUUAAAGAAAUGGUUAUCAUGACUUUACAAUGCCCAAAAUAACUUAUUUUGUUAAUUGGUAAAAAUUGUCUCACCACCAGUCCAAAGUGCAACAAUAUUUAUUACUAUCAUCUGUGACUAAAAAGCUACACAUCCGUCACAUCUGAUCAAAUCACUGCCGCAGUUACCAAAAUAGUAAUAUGUGUACAACUAACACUCACCCAAGCUUCAUGCUGUGGAGCUAUGGUCACUUUUAUGUGAUCAAAUACAGGCUUAUCAUAAAGUGUAAUUUUUUACAAAACCAAACCACAACCCAUGGCUCCCAUUUGGAAAUAUUUUACUUCAUGUUAAGCAAUUGUACAGUACAUAGCAAUAAGCAGUCAAUGAACAAUGGACAGCACUGAGAAAUGGUGAAUACAGAAGCUCCAUUCUCCCUGUUACAAGUCACUAAACCACAUCACACUGAUUGUGAAGCUGAGAUUUUCAGAUGAAAAAGUUACAGCAUGUUGCCUUAAAUUCGAGGGUUGAAUCAUUAAUUUGUAUGAUUUGUUAGCAAAAAUUGUUAUUCGUGUGCACAAUUUAAUUUGAGAACAUGAACGUGUGUGAUUGAGUUCAAAGUUUAAAUUUGAUCCCGCUGCACAAACUGUAUCACAAAUAGAACAAAACAAAAAAAAUAUUCUAAUUUGUUGUCUGAAGUUCUGUUUUUUAGUAAAAUGUUCAACUAAUUUAAUAGAGAUAUCCCCAAAUUCAGUAGUCAUUGACCUUUACCCAUUGCUGCAGUGGCAACAGAACAGCUUUCCUGCUCUGUGUAGAAACAGCAGAGGUAAGACCAGACUGCUGGGCAGAGUCAUCCAGUUUGCAAUUAUCAGCACCAGACACCCAGCACUGUAUCCCAGCAGCUGUGAGUUUUCGACAGCAAGACAAACCAGGAAUCCCACAAAAUACAACCACAGCACUCCCAUAAUGGCUGUAAUGGUGCAGAAAGCCCUCUGCUUUGAUUGGUCAACCCGCUCCCUGUCCCCACUCGUUUCCCCCGGCCCUGGACGAAUCAGAACACGGAGAACAAAAACACUGCAGAAAGAGACGACAACUAAGGAGAAGACCAACACACAGAAAAAUGGGAUAUAGGGAAGAGAAGGGCUGAACAGAGCUGUUACACCAAUCCAUCCCAUGGACAGCAGCCAAACACACCCAAUGCUGAUAUUUCUGAUCUUGACCCCAGCUGCCUGUCUCAGUCCCAUGUAGGUGACGGGGUGCACAACAGCCAGGUAUCGCUCCACACAGGUCAGGAGGUGAAGGCAUAUCUCUCCAGGGAAGACAAGAGCAGAAACAUAAAACCCUGCUUUAGUCAUCCAUAAGAGACCAGUGAAUGAGCCACAAAAGUAAAGGGCAAUCGCCAACACAAAGACCAGCUCAAUGGCAGCCAGGUGGUAGGUGAAGAUGUCAGAGUGGCUUGUUGCUGCAGAGGAAGGCUGCCGCCGCCAUCGCUGGUGACCUAUGUAGAGGAUGAAGAUGAGGAGGGGGAAGAGGAGGGAGAAUUUUGUGACCAGGAAGGCAACGGAGAUGAAAUAUCCAGAGUCCUUGCAGUGGAAAUCUAACAGGGCAGAGGAAGAGGAGUUGACUGACAUGUUGGUUUCUGUGGUAAUGCUUCAGGGGAGAAAAGAGAGAAAAGAGGAACAAAUAUAAAUGAAGUAUAAUAACAGUGUGUCCAUACUGAUAACAAGUUAACCUGAUUUACAGCUACAACACAGAGCUUAAGAAUUACGUAUUCAGCUACAUCACACUUUCUAUCUGUAACAACAGAUUUAUUUGCUUGAGUAUUGUGAUGUAAAUACUGUCCUGUUCUUAAAAAUGUUUCGAAGGUAGACCUCAAUAACCUCAAUAGAUCUUCUGAAGUAUGAGUAAAGGUUUGAGUAUAGGCAGGAAAGCAGUGUAAUAGUUUGAAGUUGACCAAGUAUACUGUUCUGGUUUGUCCUCAGAUAGAUUCAGGUACCAGUGGAAAAUGGUAAUAACCAGAGAAAGUCAAGUAUUUAAAAUCUGAACUGAAAACCAUGAUGUGAUUAAAGGACACCCACCUUGUCA